AUUUAAUGGAGCUGCUGAUGAUUCAGAACUCCCAGCUGCACCAGGUGCUGAUGAGCAGCCUGGCUCUGUCGGCACUGGCGGCCUUCGGGUUCGGGCCAUCCCCACCUGCUGCCCAGGCGCUGGCGGUGCCGCCGCAGCCCGGAGAGGAAGAGGAGGCUGUGGUUUGCCACCAUCACUAUGUGCCCUGCCCUGCUCCUGCUCCUGUCCUGGCGUGGCAGGUCCCGGCGGGGGGUCAGAGGCCGGUGGCCGUGAGGCACCUGGGCACAGAAUCCUUACCCGAGGGUGGGGAGGGGGCAGUGCCCCCCCCUCCACCCCCCAGUGCCACAGGGACCGUGGGAGCCGACGUCCCCCCGGCAUCGGAGUACUAUGACAUGGUGCAGGGGAGGCUGUGA
Messenger RNA from Merops nubicus (carmine bee-eater), 392 nucleotides. It is a transcript of the gene PRR29, whose product is annotated as proline rich 29. The annotation marks the transcript as partial. NCBI's taxonomy places the organism in Eukaryota, Metazoa, Chordata, Aves, Coraciiformes, Meropidae. The transcript is spliced from 4 exons. The record is from RefSeq and is a predicted model, not a curated record.